Messenger RNA from Mesorhabditis belari, 834 nucleotides. NCBI's taxonomy places the organism in Eukaryota, Metazoa, Nematoda, Chromadorea, Rhabditida, Rhabditidae. The record is from the annotation of a GenBank genome assembly.
AUGAUUCUACUAUUCCUAUCACUACUCCAUCAACCCAUCACCACUCAUCCCACGCAAAUCGCCACAAUCUCAUCGGCUUUUCAUCGAGUUAUCGGCAAUGUAACAGUGCUCGGCAUUCCCGAGGGACCGACAUCGUGGGAAGAUGAGGCCCAGAUGCGAGAUCGAAUGGCCCUUUAUGCAAAGGAGAAAUUCGCUAAAGGAUCUCAUCAUUGGAGCAUCGAUGAUCACAAAGAAAUACAACGGAAACGAGAGAAGAGAGAUGGAGGCUCGUUGAGUGUCCCAAUCGCGACCGCUAUCGUUACCGGAAUGAUUGGAAUGACCACAAAAACCGUACAGGAUCUCGUGAAUGCCCAAUAUAGCGUAUCAAGUGGAGGAUGCGCAUGGUUUGGAACGGCUCCUAUGUGCAACUACCCGUGCCCAUCCGAUUACGAUUACAUUCGAGCACACACUGGAAGAUGUUCAAACUGGUGGCUUUCUGGGUUCUGUGUUCCAGAUGAAAGUUUCGGUAAGCCAUGCUCAACAGUUCUCGGCGAUUAUUUCCGGAAGCGAUUUUGUUGCAAGUCCGACCCUAUGGAAUGUACUUGGAGUGGAAGGUGGAUGGGUGCGAAUACAGCUCAUAACAUCUAUUGCAGAUACGAUAACGCUAUUGGGCAAUGUGGAGCGCUUGAUUGUGCUAUCAAUCACGAACAAUUCAAAGCUCAAAAUGCAAGCGAUAUCGUUGGAGAACGGUGCGAUAGACUUAAUCUUUUUGGACUUCGAGGGAAGGCUACAUGUGGUUACAUUGCAUGGUUUGACGAAAGCGGUCAAAUUGUUAAUAGCUGGUACAAAACAAAG